UCAACAGCCUCUAUCUGGAGGUUGUCCAACCCGAUGCCAAAGGACGUAUAUACGGCGUCGGUGCAAUGGCGACUCAGUUGGGUGGUGGUCAUCCGGAUGCAACAUCGAUCGGUCACCACGUCUCACUCACUAAGGAGGUCGAGCUGUUGAAGAAAAAGAUUCAAGAGUUCGAGGACGAUCGCAGGAAGAUUGCUAGACUUGAAGAAGCUGAGGCACGGAUUGCGCGUUACGAGACACUUUUCGCCCGGCUAUUUUCUCCUCGAGACGACCCACCAACGGCGCAAGAGAUGCCGUUCAACCCAUUUCUGACUCCUCAGUCCGGAGUCGGACCUUCUACGACAUCGGCGGACCAAACAACCGGAUCAGACAAUCCGGAUAACUUUUUUGUUUAGUGUUUAAUUUGUUUUUACUAAAUACUUUUUAUUUAAUAAAUACUUUU
Tarenaya hassleriana is the source of this 439-nucleotide messenger RNA. RefSeq lists its product as uncharacterized. The transcript is spliced from 2 exons. The record is from RefSeq and is a predicted model, not a curated record. The coding region runs from base 66 to 392 and encodes 108 amino acids. NCBI's taxonomy places the organism in Eukaryota, Viridiplantae, Streptophyta, Magnoliopsida, Brassicales, Cleomaceae.